AUGCGUUGGGUUGGCGAAGACCUGGCCUCGUCGGCCGAUGAAUCACCCGACCAUCUUCUCGAACGCUACUGUCACCGCCCCUCCCAUGAUCGAAGUGACCAACCACCAGAGAGCAGCACUACUGAUGGUGACGGCACUACAACUGGGGCGGAUCGAGGCCACAGUGCCCCACUGCGAUUCGACACCUCACCGUUCGACCUCUUCUACUACAAGAAUACAGAAGCGUCGCGCCACGUAGUGAAUUGCCAUCGGCAUGUUGGGUUCAUGACGGUGGUCCCCUGUGCAGCCACGCCAGGCCUCGAACUUCUGGACGCGGCAACGAUGGAGUGGAUCAGCACCCAUCUCACUUCACUUCACCUCAUCACGCCCGCGCCCCCAACCAUGCAGGUCGAACGUACGGGGCGUCCGCACAAGGACGUGGCCCUGUUCUGCGGCCAGAGCCUGCAGACAGUCUCUGAAGGGGUCUACCCUGGCGACCGCGGCUGUCACUCGUCUACGAACUUCGCCCAGCCGUACACGAUUGAGCAGCUGCGCACGGGUGUGUGGGAUGGGGUCGCCAAGCCCCCCCCCCCGCUUGCCACGUCAUCUUUUGUUACAUAG
This is a messenger RNA of Acanthamoeba castellanii str. Neff, 600 nucleotides long. RefSeq lists its product as uncharacterized. The record is from RefSeq and is a predicted model, not a curated record. The transcript has 4 exons. Lineage: Eukaryota; Discosea; Longamoebia; Acanthamoebidae. Bases 1 to 600 code for a protein of 199 amino acids.